AGAAAAAUAAAGGAUUUAUUGCCACUUAGGUUGUUGCGGUAUCUCCAGAAUCUACAGACCAUUAAUGUUAUAGCUUCUGAUCAAAUGGAGGAGAUAAUAUGGUCCGAUUAUGAAGGGGGAGAAGAAGCCCCAGAAAAACUCACUCUACCAAAGUUAAAAACGGUGAUAUUGCACGAGUUAUUCGCAUUGAAGAGCAUCUACAGUGGCUCUACUACUGUCUUGAUCUGUGAUUCCCUCAAAAGGAUUGAAAUUCAAUUGAGCGAAGAAAUAGAGAGUGUUUUUUGGACGGGGUUUAACCCACUUCCAACCCUUGAGCAUCUGCAGCUUGGGAGGUUAGAUAAUCUGAAAUCCAUGUUUGAUGAAGAAGUUCUUGCUUAACCGACCCCUCCCACCAACUUUUUCUCUCUUAAAACAAUUGCUGUGUCUUGUUGCCCUAAAUUAAAGAAAGUAUUCUCAUCUGGAUUGCUGCUUGGCCUCUUCCAAUCUCUAGAGACUAUUCAAGUUAGAGAUUGUGACGAAAUGGAGGAGCUGAUAUCAUCAUCAACCUAUGAAGAAAAAGAAGCCCUAGAAAAAAUCACUCUACCCAAGCUCCAAAGGUUAGAAUUAUCUCUAUUGCUCGAAUUGAAGAGCAUCUGUAGCAGUUUCAGUGUGUUGAUUUCUGAUUCCAUCAAGAUUCUAGACAUUUCCAAGUGCAAGAAGCUGAAGAGGAUUCCUUUGCCUCUUUCCUCGCUUGACAAUGGCCAGCAUUCUUCCCUCAAAGAAAUUUGGGUAGACACAAAAAAACGAUGGGAAUCAUUGGAAUGGGACCAAUCCAAUGCAAAGGUUGACCUUCUACGUUUUGUAAAUUUUCACCGUGACAGAAACAUUGACAUGGAAGGAAGAAAAAGAAGAAGAAAUGUCUGGUGACGACAACGAUGAUGAAGAAAAAGAAGAAGAAGAAGAAAUGUCUGGUGACGACAACGAUGAUGAAGAAAAAGAAGAAGAAGAAGAAAUGUCUGAUGACGACAACAAUGAUGAUGAAGAAAAAGAAGAAUCUUUUAGGAUGGGCUAAGAAGCAAAGGAGUGUAGGCUCUUUGGUGAUUGGGCGGUGCAAAUCAAAGCUGGAGUUGGACUUUGUUGCCACAAGAAAGCUGGAGGAAAUCACAUUUGCUUCCACCUGUUAUUGUUGUUGGGUUUUCAAUUUAAUAUAGAUACACUUGCUGUUUUUUGUUUUUCUUUCUUCUUCUCCUUCCUUUUUUUUUUUUUUUGUUGUGUGUUUAAAUAUGUCAAAUUCUAAGUGGAACUGUUUAUUUCUUAUCUGUGUAAUUUUGUCUUUCAAACCUGUGUAAAGAUCUAUCUUAUUUCCUUUGGUAUUUCUUUUGCUACAUUUGCAUCUUUGCUUUUCUUGUAAUAAGCAUUUUUGGCUGAA
Messenger RNA from Rubroshorea leprosula, 1408 nucleotides. NCBI's taxonomy places the organism in Eukaryota, Viridiplantae, Streptophyta, Magnoliopsida, Malvales, Dipterocarpaceae. The record is from the annotation of a GenBank genome assembly.